GAUUCGAGGGAUGAUGGGCCGGCGUUCUGCACUCUUGGCGUGCAAGGAACGAUGGCGUCGGCGUCAGAGAAGAAGAGAUGGCUUCCCCUGGAAGCAAACCCCGAUGUGAUGAACCAGUUCAUUUGGGGUCUUGGGGUCCCGGAGGACGUAGCUGAGUUCAAUGACGUGUAUGGCUUGGACGAGGAGCUCUUGGAGAUGGUCCCGAAGCCUGUGCUCGCCGUGCUGUUUCUUUUCCCUUACUCCAAGGAGGCUGAAGCUGAGAGGAUAUCCAAUCAAGAGAAGGCAUCGGGGAAUGAAAAGAAGAAACCAAGUGAGAAGGUGUACUUCUUGAAACAAACUGUGGGUAAUGCUUGUGGAACAAUUGGUGUUCUUCAUGCUUUAGGAAAUGCAAGUUCACAUAUCAAAUUCAUUGAGGAAUCAUUUUUGGAUAGGUUUUAUAAAUCAACAGCCAGCUUGGAUCCAUUUGAGCGUGCUGCCUUUCUGGAAAAAGACAGAGAAAUGGAGGAUGCACAUUCUGUUGCAGCUACUGCUGGGGACACGGAGGCUUCUUCAGAAGUGGAUGAACACUAUAUUUGCUUUACAUGUAUAGAUGGAGAACUUUAUGAGCUUGAUGGAAUGAAAUCCCAACCUAUAAGUCAUGGUCCUUCAUCGCCUGACAGCUUAUUGCAGGAUGCAGCUAAGGUUAUAAAAGCUCUGAUCUUGAAGAACCCCGACUCAAUGAACUUCAAUGUCAUGGCUCUGUCGAAAAAUUCAGGAUGAUCCAUCUGAUAUCGCACUAAUUUUGCUGUCUACUAUCUAAUCCAGCACCGUAGUCGUCGGAUAUUAUGUUUUGUAGUAGCGGCAGAUUGACGUCACCCCUUACUGAGAUUUUGUA
This is a messenger RNA of Musa acuminata subsp. malaccensis (wild Malaysian banana), 874 nucleotides long. Its product is annotated as ubiquitin carboxyl-terminal hydrolase 3. The record is from RefSeq and is a predicted model, not a curated record. Gene Ontology annotation, molecular function: cysteine-type deubiquitinase activity. Gene Ontology annotation, cellular component: cytoplasm. Lineage: Eukaryota; Viridiplantae; Streptophyta; Magnoliopsida; Zingiberales; Musaceae. Gene Ontology annotation, biological process: ubiquitin-dependent protein catabolic process; protein deubiquitination.